Phyllotreta striolata is the source of this 831-nucleotide messenger RNA. Lineage: Eukaryota; Metazoa; Arthropoda; Insecta; Coleoptera; Chrysomelidae. The record is from the annotation of a GenBank genome assembly.
UGACAUACCAGUCCAUUUGACAUUAUCAAUUUAUCAAAAACAAAUAUUUACUUAUACUUUAUUUGUUAAAUAUUUCGAGAACAAAACUGCCUUGCGAUAGAUUUUCAACAUGUUGGAAGGGUGGUAUUGUCGCUCCAUCGCUGACGAAACUGCGGCCGCCGAGGAAGAAGAACGAGCCCUUGAGGAAUCAAAGUUUAAAAAAGAAUACAAGUACCUGAAGAGGAAAUUUCAGAACUUAAUAUACGAAAACGAAUCGUUUCAACAAGCUCUCAGACUAGCCCAAAAAAGACUCCUGUUGGUCACCCGAGACAGAUCUUUCCUGUUAGAUAGGCUGCUUAUGCACGAAAAAGUUGACAACAGCACAUCGGAAUCGGAGGAAACUGAAUCUUCAGAUGAAGGCGAUGUAGUUAAACCAGAACCAGUCAAAAAACGGAAAGAAGUUAGCUCUCAUUCGAAUGUACAUCACGUUAAUUCUGGAAAGGUGGUUACAGUUAAAAGGAAAAGACCUCCGGCUCCGAGGCCUCCGAAACAUCCGCCCCAAUCACAAGCAAUGCAGUUGCAAAUGCCGCCUAGUAGUAGUGUCUUGUCAGACGGCCACAUGACUCCCGAAGAGGUCGAAAGGCAUUUGCAAGCGCAAAGUUUCAUGGAGUUUUUACCGGAAAGAGCUCCACCGACUGUACCUACUGAAAUGUUCAGCAACGAGCCAUCUCUCGACAGUGAAUCGAAUGAUCUUGGGGAACUUGAAACGUCGCCUAGUAAUAUUGGCGAAGAACUGAGUAUCGAUAUGAUUGUAGAAUAGGAUCUUAAGUAAGGUGUAAAAGUGUAUUGUUU